GUUCAGAGCAUGGUGCUGGGUGCAGGGUGCUCAGCACAGUGCAGGGUUGCUGAGGUGCCCACAGGGUGCUCAGUGCACAGAACACAGUGCAGGAUGCACAGCAGGUGGGACAGGGUGCUCAGUGCAGGGUUCUCCUCGUACCUUUAUCCUUCCAUUCUGCUCUUUGGCACACGGUGCCCUCUCCCCCCUCUCAUGGCACCCCUCUGGCAGCCCAGCACCAAGCUGUGCCCCAUAUGCUGAGCACUGCCAUACACAGAGGCACCCAUGGGCUGAGGCUGUCUGUCUGUCCAGGUGUCCAGAGCUCGGCCAGGGUUGGGACUGCCCUUCUAUACCAGGAUGAGCAUGGUGGCCUGGGCAGGGUGGGUGCCCAGUGGGAGGCUGCACCUGCGGGUCUUGGGCAGCAUCAGCCUCUGCUGAGGCUUGAGAGGUGUUGGCAGCACCUAGGUCGGAGUGGCUGUGGGAUGUGGGUCCCUUGGCAGGGGUGCAGAUGGGCUCCUGAGCAGCUGCGUUGGCACCUUGCAGCCCACACAAAGCACUGGCACUCUCCUGGCAGUGCCCAUCUGUUACUGUGCCCUGUGUGGCAGAUUUGUGACAUCCACGCUUUGUCCAGCUCAAGUUCUUUGGGACUCGUGGCUGGAGUUGCUGGCACUGGGGCCAGCAGCGUGAGCUGGGCAGCCCUCCUGGGCAGGCAGGGGAUGGUUUGCAUCACAGAGGCCUUUGCUCUGUCCCUCUCUGUGUUUGUUUGUGUGCUCAGGCUCUGUCCAAAAGUCAUCUCACAGCUUGAAACCCCUUCAGACGCCUCCCUGUGCCAGGCCCUGCUGGCUGCUUGGACUCAUUUUCAGGAGGAGAGUCCCCCCUCAGCACAGCCGUGCUGCUCCCUCCUGCUCAGGCACCAAGCAACGGUGUUUUGGUGGCCACGGGUUCAGCAUGAAGCUCAACUAGAAGCACCAUGACCGUACGGGGAAAAGAUGCCCGUGGGGUUGGACACUCGCUAGCAGAGAGCUGAAGCCCCCAGCCUGUGCCCAGGAGAGCAGGAUGCGGGUCACCACGCGCAGGGUGCUGCUGCUACUGGGCUCGGUGGCGGCCCUGAUGGUGACCCUGCACCUCGGGCAGCAGGUCCUGGAGUGCCAGCAGGUCCUGAGCGAGAGGAGGCACAGGCUGAUGAGGCCGGAGAACGAGGAGCUGGUGAUGGUGGACGCCAACCACGUGGAGUACCGCUACAGCAAGGACAUGCCCCUGAUCUUCAUCGGCGGCGUCCCCCGCAGCGGCACCACGCUGAUGAGGGCCAUGCUGGACGCCCACCCCGAGGUGCGCUGCGGGGAGGAGACCCGCAUCAUCCCCCGCGUGCUGGCCAUGCGCCAGGCCUGGUCCAAGUCUGGCCGCGAGAAGAUGCGGCUGGACGAGGCGGGGGUGACAGAUCAGGUGCUGGACGCGGCCAUGCAGGCUUUCAUCCUGGAAGUGAUUGCCAAGCACGGCGAGCCCGCCAGGUACCUGUGCAACAAGGACCCCUUCACGCUGAAAUCCUCCGUGUACCUGUCCCGGCUGUUCCCCAACUCCAAGUUCCUGCUGAUGGUGCGGGACGGGCGUGCCUCGGUGCACUCCAUGAUCACACGCAAGGUGACCAUCGCCGGCUUCGACCUGAACAGCUACCGGGACUGCCUGACCAAGUGGAACCGGGCCAUCGAGACCAUGUACAACCAGUGCAUGGAGGUGGGCUUCCAGCGCUGCAUGCUGGUGCACUACGAGCAGCUGGUGCUGCACCCCGAGCAGUCCAUGCAGAACAUCAUGAGGUUCCUGGACAUCUCCUGGAGCGACACGGUGCUGCACCACGAGGAGCUCAUCGGGAAGCCCGGUGGGGUGUCCCUUUCCAAGAUAGAGAGAUCAACAGACCAGGUGAUCAAGCCGGUGAACAUGGAGGCGUUAUCCAAAUGGAUUGGGCACAUCCCGGGGGAUGUGCUGCAGGACAUGGCCCACAUCGCCCCCAUGCUGGCCAGGCUGGGCUACGACCCCUACGCCAACCCCCCCAACUACGGCCACCCCGACCCCCUGGUUGUCAACAACACGCACAGGGUUUUAAAGGGGGAUUAUAAAACACCGGCCAAUCUCAAAGGUCACCUGCAGGUGACUCAGAACACGUCAUCUUCUCACUAAGAAAAUUAAUGAUUUCCAGAACGCUGCCAAUGGCCUGUUGUUGCCUGAGAAGGACGAAGUGUGCAGUGGGCCCGUGGAAAUCUGUUCUCCAAGCAUAUUGCUUGCUCCUACUGUUGCCAAAUGACUGCGCUCCAGGAAUGUAUUUGCAUUUAUUUGCAAAGGCCAAACGUGCUCCACGGCGGGAACUUCCCCGGCCGGUCCCAGCGCUCUGUGGGGAAUGCAGCUGUGGAAACCCGGGCUGGUGGCAGGACAUUACAUGUGCUGUGGCUGGAGGACUCCGUACAUCGCCUUUGUGUCUCGUGAUCUGUUCCCCAUUCCCGGUGUGGGGAACAGCCCUCCCAUCCCCGCUGUUCCGUAUUCCUGGGAUCGGGAAAGGCCACCCCGGUCCUGCUGUUCCCAACUCCCAGGGUCAGGAACUGCCGCCUGGCCCUGCAGAGCCUUUGUGGUGCGUGUGCCCUCCCACCUACCCCAUCCCCGACCCUGCAGAGGCUAUUGCAGAGUUAAUAUAUAUCCCCCUCCCCCCCCCCCCCCCAAAAGGGGCCGGACACCAUUAAAGUGUUGA
This is a messenger RNA of Zonotrichia albicollis (white-throated sparrow), 2713 nucleotides long. The record is from RefSeq and is a predicted model, not a curated record. Lineage: Eukaryota; Metazoa; Chordata; Aves; Passeriformes; Passerellidae.